Drosophila bipectinata is the source of this 546-nucleotide messenger RNA. RefSeq names its product pro-corazonin-like. Lineage: Eukaryota; Metazoa; Arthropoda; Insecta; Diptera; Drosophilidae. Gene Ontology annotation, molecular function: corazonin receptor binding. The record is from RefSeq and is a predicted model, not a curated record. Gene Ontology annotation, biological process: positive regulation of heart contraction.
UAUACAGAGCGGAACAGUUCUAAGCCUUUCCGUUUCCGGAUAGUUCUGUACCGGGAUCCCUUAUCCGCAAUCGGGACCAUGUUGCGUCUCCUCCUGCUCCCGCUCUUCCUGUUUACCCUGUCCAUGGCCUGCAUGGGUCAGACGUUUCAGUAUUCCAGGGGCUGGACAAAUGGAAAACGAGCUCUUAAUACUGGUUCCCCCCUUCUGAACAACGGGCAUCUUCAUCGGAGCAACGAGCUCAGUUUUUCGGAUCUCUAUGAUUUACAAGAUUGGAGCAGCGAUCGCAGGCUCGAGCGUUGCUUGACGCAGCUCCAGCGGUCUUUGCUAAGUCGUAAUUGUGUUCCAAGAGUGGAGUUAAAUUUAAACCGGAUGGACACCGAUUCUGGGGAUACCAACUCACAUUCCAGACCCAACAACAAUGAAAACGAGAACAUGGUUUAUACGAAUACUAAGCCAAAUCGACGCCAGUCGAAUGAACUUCUCGACGAACUAAAUGUUGCUGCAGUAGGAGGUUCAUCGGAACCAAAUGUAUUUGGGAAACAUUAA